Pyricularia oryzae 70-15 is the source of this 1101-nucleotide messenger RNA. RefSeq lists its product as uncharacterized. The transcript has a single exon. The record is from RefSeq and is a predicted model, not a curated record. Bases 93 to 929 code for a protein of 278 amino acids. Lineage: Eukaryota; Fungi; Ascomycota; Sordariomycetes; Magnaporthales; Pyriculariaceae.
GGAGACUAGAUAGCGUUAUUCCGUCAUUUUACUCCAAUGUCCUACAAGAAAAAAAAACAUUUAUUUAUAAUAAUAGUCAACAAACCAAAACCAUGUGGUGGUCAAUACCAACAGCUUUUAUAUUUCUAGCGCCGGCCACAUCGGCCGAGCGCAGACUCCCCACCGACGUCCAGGUCGACCUCCUGUUCCCCCGCAACGAAACAUAUGCGCCGGCGCCGUGGUUCCCCAUCAUCUUUGCCAUACGAAACCUCGACGCCGCGUGGCCGCUGGACGUCGACCUCCAAGUCGACGUCUUCAGCGUGGGGUCGCGCAGGAACCAGACCCAGCACGUGAGCUGGCAGGACAUUGGCCUGUACUCGGUGCCGACGCCGGAGAGGCACUACUUCCACAUGCCGGCGAUAAACAUGAUCGAGGGCGCCACGGACCGCUACAACAUCGUCUGGCGGCUGCGGAUCUGGAACAGGUGCUUUGGUGGUGACGACGACGACGACGACGACACCAACACAACCGAGGCCAGGUCCUGGACAAACGACCCCGCGCCCUUUAGGAUGCAGAACCUGAGCUUCUCCACCGCGCCGGGCGCGAUGCUGCCCGACGUCGAGACGUCCAUCGCCUCGUGCCCUGAGCCGAGCGAGAGGAGCUCGGCCGCCGUUCGCAUUCUAAAAGUGCGGGAAAGCUCCGCCGACGGGGGGAGGCCAUGUCCGGUCAUGGAGGACAUCCCGCCCGAGAAGUGUAUAUACAGGCCGCUCGCCAAGCAGCUGGCGGGCAGCGUCAAGACGAUUCUGGACCAGAAGCUUUGUGCUGCAGACGCGCGGCAGACGACCUCGGCGCCCUGUCAGCGCUUGAGCGUGGGAGCGUCCCCGGUCGUCACGUCAUGGUCAUGGAUGGGCUGGGCGCUGGUUGCUUUGGCCUCUGCUGCAUGGGUAUAGAUAUUAUAGAGGCUGUACGGGUUUUGGAGAAAAUGGUUUCUGGAUAAGAGAGGGUUGUUGGAGCCGAAUGCAAUCUGCAUCAGGAGGCCGAGUCAAGGCCGUUUUGUUUGCUCAUCCAAUAUCGAUAAUUUAUCCUGAUCCGCUCAUGUAUUUGGAAAAAAAAGAAAAUCCU